GUAUGAAUAUCUGGUAAGUGUUUGCCAGGAUCGAGAAGCAGCUUCCUCAUGCAGAGACACUCAUUGUCACAGAGAGCAACGUGAGCUGAAUCUAUCCACAGGUGAUCCACAAGUGCGGUGUCACGAUGCAUAAGAACCAGAAGGGCAUUGGGGGAAAUGCGGUUUUCUACAGACCAGUUGGAGGUGCAAAAGAAAUAAGAUCGGGAUACCUGUUCAAGUCUCCUCCCCAAAAACGGUUAAAGGCUGAGAAGUCUUGGAAGAGGAGAUAUUUUGUGUUGUUCAAAAUCAGUGAACAGGAACAUCAACUCAAGUACUUCAGGAGUCCACAGGAAAAGGACCGACCACUUGGAGGGAUCGAUUUAUCACAUAUCUCCCUGUUGAAUGUGAGCCCUCAAAACCACCAGAGAUGGGGAUGGGUGCAGAAGAGUUUCAAGUGCUCCCCGUCCUGUGUGCUCUACAUCAGGGUUGCAGACCGGGACUACUUUCUGGUCGGGGAGAGCAGCGAGGAAGUGGACGGCUGGUUCUCUGACCUGUUUGAUGCCCUGAAAAACCGACCACAUAAGUUUGUCAGUUCAGAGGACCUGUCUAUUGGGCCGAACACCAUUGAGACUAUUUCAAAACCCAUUGCACGGAGAAAGAGUUUCAGUGCAGUGCCUGAUCAGCAAGAGUUAAAACUACGAUCCAAGUCUGAUCCACCCUCACAUUUUAUGGAUGGAGAGACAGAAAAAGCAAUGAAGGAUGAAAACUACGCCAGAAGACGAGCAUCAGCGCCAGUAAAUCCAAUCUACGACUAUCCCAAAUCCUUCUUAAAACAACAACAAGAAGGUGCGGAAAAUGGCGGGACCGUUGGCAAACCAGAGGCAUUAUAUGAAACAAUGGUGGAAGUUAAACUUGCUCAAGCAGCUGACCGUGAAGUUGAAGAGGUCACGAGAGGCACCCUGAUGAGGUCCGUCACUCAGGUCUUUGACAAGCUGAAGACCCAGAUUUCACCGCUCCCUACGUUCGAUGAGGAGUCGGCCUUUGAAGACAGAGGUCGUCUCACUUCAGACUUCAGCAGCAGCUCCAGUGAAAACGGGGCCAUGUCUCCUGUAGAGAUGAUGGAGACGCAUCAUUUAAACAGAUUGGAAAAACAAAGCUCAACUGAAAGCCUCGACACCAUCACCCCGGAGGAGAGAGAAUUUGAGAUCAAGGUGGCGGAUUUGAAAAAACACCUGACGCUAACAGAAGUGGACGGGAAACCAAGUGUGUCAGGUUGGACAGGCCAGCCAAAGUCUGUGUGUCUGUUUCACAAAGAAGACCAGAUCCUGGCCAUCAAUGACCUGCACACCUGCAGCGUGGACGAGUUCAACAUGUUCCUUAACAAGUCUCUCAAGAGUGAGGCGAAAGUGACCAUCCUUCGUCUUCCUGGAUGUCUACCUCUGCACUCGCCAAACAUUCCCUGCAUUGACUGACAACCCACCGAUUUCUAGAGACAAAACAAUCCCUUCCACUCUACGUCUUUGUGUGUUUAAAUGACUUAAAGGGACCUCCCUUUUAAGGAUACUUGGUUGGACAAAGGUUUGACCACUUCAGACGACGGACUGUGUUUUAUGGAGAAGUGACGAGCUCUCUUUUAAAAGAAGAAUGUGUCACUUUUUGAUCCAGUAGAUUUCGCCCUUGAGCACCAGCAUUAAACCAAAACAAACUGCGGUUUGGGGACACCUCCGCUAUUCUGAAGCCUCCGCAGGCUAAUGUUAGCACACUUUGGUUAACUCGUAGCUAUAUUGCACAUACAUUGACACUGAAUGACCGUGAUCUAAAGACACUCAUGUGAGUAGGCUAUGUAAUUCUUCUUUUCUCUACUCCUUGACUUAAACAGCUUUAUACACAAGGCCGUCCUGUCCCUGUAAACAUGAUGUAAACACGGCUCCAACCACAGUACGAGCUGACGGUACUCACGCUUCUCUCUCAUUGUACAGUCAUGACUCAGAGAGACAUUUAUAGAGGAUAUACUAUAUUUACUGUAUGUGUAAAAUGUUGCUCAUUCUUCCUUUAACCUGUCAUAGUUAAGUUCAACCUAGUUUACUCUGUACAUAAGUCUAGAAGAGUUUAAAGUGAAUGAAGCAGAUAAAAUGAAGGUUAUUGAAACAAAUCUCACACACAUAAUAUCUAAGAAGAUCAGGUGUAUUUCAAACAAAUUCCUUUGUUCCAAAUAAUGACUUUAAGUAGAAGUAGAGUCUUAAGCUCAUUGUGUAUAUGUCAUGUAGAUAGGGGCUCAUUGUACUCAAACGUUGUGACUGGAAUGAAACGAAAGGCUGAGGGUACUCAGUCAUGUUUCCCCAAACGACACAAAAAACGUUCACAGGACAACAGUUCUGAUUCACAAGAUAAAGGAGAAAUGAAACAAGGCGUGUUGUGCCUUGUGCCUAACACCAACUCAAUACAAAAUAUUUUGUUACACAAAACUGUUGUUAUUUUGACACUUUUUUCGACACAUACUGUAAAAUACAGCAGAAGCAACUAAAAGUGUUGUUUUACGUGGUUCAAAGUGUAAACACAGCCAAGAUUUCUGGUGAUUCUGGAUAUGGGUUGCAGCUUUUCUUGCAGAAUCCCAAUUGUGACUUCAGUAAGAACACUUUAAAAAAAAGAAAAAAUGUAACAACUAACCGUUGACGUCGAGCAGAAGAGUACAAAUGGGUUUUAGAAAAUAAAAACGAUGACGAAAGGGAAGAAGACGUAGCGCCCAGAAUCUUCAUUUUUGAUCCCAAUGAAGACACUUGUUUUUUUGAUGAAUUUUCAAAGUCUAAUUGAUUUCCUAAGAAUGCGACUUAAGCAAUACCAGAUUCAUGACAAGUGUGAAUGCCUGCGGUGAUGAUUCAUUUCCAGUCUGCCUGGUAUGCUGCACCUGUGAUACCACUUCUUUGUAAGCCGUGCCCUCUGAUGAGAAGACAAAGAGACGAGCACACGUUGCUCCAGUCAAAACAGUUAAACACAUGCUACUAGUUACUUCUCUGAUACAUCCAAAAUUAAACUUUGAUUCAUUAUUUAUCUGAUAAGUGCUUCAGGAGACGACAUAUAAAAAAUAAAAGAUUUAGGAAAAACAGCAGUCUGUCACAUCAUCCACUGCUCAGGGACAGUCUGGUGAAUUAAUAUGCCGACAGAACGGUGUUUGACCUCGGGCUGUGUUUCACCUGUUCCUCUCUGAUUCCCGAACAGAAACAGUGACUGAGACAGCCGAGGACAAUUUGCUGAAAUGUAGCUCUAAUUCAAGUCGGAAAAUUACUUUUCAUCCUUUUUAAAAAUUAGGUCAGUUGAGCAGAGCCUCUCCCAGAUAAAGAAAACGCCCAAAUGGCUCCUCUCCAAGGACUCCUCAAUUCAAGUGCUACAAACCAAUCACCAUUUUUGAAAUCAUGUCACAGACCAGUGUCCACAGAGGGCGGGGAUAAAGCUGGUCUCUAAACUUAACAUCAAAUAAUUUAAUCUUCAUUUGUUAAUACCCACAUGGGGUUUUUUCCCACAACACCGUAUCAGCCGCUCAAAACUUUUUGUUUCAAGUUUUAAUGGAGCUGCUGUACGGAUCAGAUAUGAGUUCUGACAAGGCAAUUAUUCCGGAUGUUUAGUCUUUGAGGCUGUACUUUAACUGUGAUGCUCAAGCUGUGCUGUAUUAUAAAUGCACUUUAUUAUAAUGUAGUGCAUCCUUUACAAGGCUGCAGAUGAUGAUUGUACUGGGGGAAAUCUGUGUUUGAUUUGUAACAUACUUAAAAAUAAACUAUGCGAGAUUGAUGAAAA
This is a messenger RNA of Labrus mixtus (cuckoo wrasse), 3768 nucleotides long. Its product is annotated as pleckstrin homology domain-containing family S member 1-like. NCBI's taxonomy places the organism in Eukaryota, Metazoa, Chordata, Actinopteri, Labriformes, Labridae. The record is from RefSeq and is a predicted model, not a curated record. The transcript has 17 exons. Bases 126 to 1451 code for a protein of 441 amino acids.